AUGCCAUCUAAAGGAAACACCGGAGUUGGGAAACUGCUGGGCUGUUUAAGCCCGGAUAGAAGUAGUCAAGAUCCUGGGAGUGGGUUCGAACCAGGGGACCUUCAGCUACGCCUUGUAGACAACGAACGGGAUGUCGUCGUGCGGUUUCAUUUACGGGUUUUGGAGAGCCAGCUCUCAGCAUUCCCAACACACCUAGACAAUGAGCUUCGGUAUCCACACCUGGCUACUUGUGAUCUCUUUUCGGUGGAUAACUUAUCAGGUGACUUUCUUGUUGAAAUGACCCAGUCUACCAGUGCCAUGACUGCUCCGAACCACUAG
Molecule: messenger RNA, 318 nt
Organism: Opisthorchis viverrini
Lineage: Eukaryota; Metazoa; Platyhelminthes; Trematoda; Opisthorchiida; Opisthorchiidae
Exons: 3
Coding region: 1-318 (105 amino acids)
Source: RefSeq, a predicted model, not a curated record